Alexandromys fortis (reed vole) is the source of this 473-nucleotide messenger RNA. RefSeq names its product mitochondrial import receptor subunit TOM20 homolog. The transcript has a single exon. Gene Ontology annotation, molecular function: transmembrane protein transporter activity. Gene Ontology annotation, biological process: protein import into mitochondrial matrix; tRNA import into mitochondrion; intracellular protein transport. The annotation marks the transcript as partial. Lineage: Eukaryota; Metazoa; Chordata; Mammalia; Rodentia; Cricetidae. Gene Ontology annotation, cellular component: mitochondrial outer membrane; mitochondrial outer membrane translocase complex. The record is from RefSeq and is a predicted model, not a curated record.
GGCCGGCUCCGAGCGCUCGGAGCGAAGGGCUGCCUGGCGGCCCUCGGCGGCCCCUGCCCCGGCCCGCGCGCGCCCCCGCCGAGCGAGCGAGCGGACGAGCGAAGAUGGUGGGCCGCAACAGUGCCAUCGCCGCGGGCGUGUGCGGCGCCCUCUUCAUCUGCUACUGCAUCUACUUCGACCGCAAAAGGCGGAGCGACCCCAACUUCAAGAACAGGCUGCGAGAACGAAGAAAGAAACAGAAGCUUGCUAAGGAGAGAGCUGGGAUUUCAAAGUUACCUGACUUAAAGGAUGCUGAAGCUGUUCAGAAGUUCUUCCUUGAGGAGAUACAGCUUGGUGAAGAGUUAUUAGCACAAGGUGACUACGAGAACGGUGUAGACCACCUGACAAAUGCGAUUGCUGUGUGUGGGCAGCCUCAGCAGCUGCUGCAAGUGUUACAGCAGACUCUCCCACCACCAGUGUUCCAGAUGCUUCUG